AUGUUUCGCUCAAAGGCGUGGAGGCAAAGGUCCCUGGAUCUCUUUCUCCAAAGAGGAUACAACUGGAACCCAGCAACGGGCGCCGUCUCAAGAGACGGAAAGACGAUCUUUCGCACAGAGAGGCGAUAUCGCCAGCCUGUCAUUGAAUUUAACCAAGUCGAUUACGAAUCGCAUAUACCACCGGCAACCGCCUUCACCUCAUCCACGCAGCCGAGACCCGAGUCCGCUGCAGAAGCCAUUCGCUGGCACCAACGCCUAGGUCAUCUUGGGUCCGAAGCCCUUGAGCGCCUAGUUCAACAGACAACCGGAGCCAAAAUAAAUGGCCCGCUCAAAAUUGAGUGCAAAGACUGCGCCGUUUCGAAGGCAAAACGUAUUGUCUCACGACGGAGCCCGCAGACCAAAACACCACGACCAUUCUGGCGAAUCUACGUUGAUAUCUUCGCCAUGAGCAAUGGAUACAACGGAAUGAAACACGCCAUGCUGAUCAGAGAUGAAUACACAUCCAUGAUCUACAUAUACCUUUUGAAGGAUACAACCACUGAGAGUGUUCUCGGAGUGUUAAAGGCAUUUGAAGCCUACAUUCGACGACAAUUUGGUACGUCAAUAUGUGUUAUCCAUCGAGAUAAUGACCGAGCACUUCAAGCAGAAUAUGACGCCUGGGUCAGAUCCCAAGGGAUUGAUGACGAACCCACCGCGCCAGACACACCGGCACAAAAUGGGCCUGCCGAACGAUCUGGGGGGGUAAUAGGCAGUCAGUCUCGCACAAUGCUGGUUGGUGCCAACUUUCCGGACGAAAUGUGGCCUGAGACCUGGAAGACUGCGAUUUAUCUGCAUAACAGAUCGCCGCAACAGGCAAACAACUGGAAAACGCCGUUCGAACGGCUGCACCAGUGGCUACAGGAAAACAAUCGUGACACCAGAUACCUCCAGACGCAGCCCGACAUUGCCCACCUUAAGGCGUACGGAUGCCGCGCCUAUCCGCUGACCAGGGAAGCCCUACAAGGCAAGCAUAAGAAGAACCUGAAGACCCAUCCACAUGCAGAGAUCGGGUACCUUGUUGGAUACGACUCUACCAACAUCUUCAGGGUAUGGAUUCCAGAAAGAAAAGAGGUUCGCCGAGUCCGAGAUGUGACUUUCGACGAAACCCGUUUCUAUGAUCCAAGUGAUCACCAGCAGCAGCUUCACAUUGAAGAAGCAGAACCACAACUUCAACUCCCUGCCCAUAUUGAAAGCGACCCAGAACCUGAGGAAUAUGAAGGAAUCAGGACAGAGGCGCAUAGUGAGCCAGAAUCGCCACCUUUCCAGGAGGCAGGAAGCGAAGAUGAAACCCAAUCAACCAUUUGGGUUGGUGGUCAAGACCACUCCAACAAGGAUACGGAUCAAGAGCUUGAUGGCUGUGACGAACAAGCCAUAAGCCAAACCGUCUAUCCAACGCCUGACGCAAGUCACAGAGGCUCGCACAGCCCAGACCUUCCAGAUCAGGACAAUCCAGAGAAUCGACAAGACCAUGACAACGAGCAUGAGAUCGAGAUCGAUGAUCAUCUUCAAACACGAGCGGAAAACCCGCCAACACGUAAAUCGACACGAGAGAGGAAGCCAAGUGAACGAGCUCGCGAAGCAGCAGCUGGUUCCUGCGCAGUUUACCGAAGCAGCUUCUUCAUCGGUAGCGAACAGAAACUGCACCGACGAAGUCUUCCUCCAGAGCCAAGAAACUACCAUGAGCUCACAAGCCACCAAUUUGAACAAGACUUCAAGGAAGCCAUGAAUAUCGAAUGGACAAACGUAAAUAAACGUGGAACGGUUAAGCCAAUCCCAAGGGAUCAGGUAACCGGCCAAGUCCUACCACUAACAUGGGUGUUCAAAUACAAGUUCAACAAACACGGAUAUCUUCGGAAAUUUAAAGCACGAAUCUGCGUUCGAGGUGAUCUACAGCAGCUAGGCUCCAAGGAGACCUACGCAGCCACCCUCGCAGGACGUUCAUUCCGAAUCCUGAUGGCAAUCACUGCCAAAUUUGACCUCGAAACGAGACAGCUCGAUGCGGUCAAUGCAUUCACGAACAGUGUACUUGACGAAGACGUCUAUGUACAAUUCCCAGACGGCUAUCGCCGCAGAGGAUGGGUCCUGAAACUGCUACGAGCAUUAUACGGACUAAGACGGUCACCUCUGCUAUGGCAGAAGGACCUGACCGCAGCCUUAGAGAAACUUGGCCUCAGACAGAGCCAAGAGGAGCCAUGCCUUUUCACAAACAGCUGGCUCACAGUUUUCUUCUUCGUUGACGACAUCGUCUUGCUGUACCAUGCCAGACACCAAGACGCCGCGGACGAAUUCAUCGUCAAACUGAAAACUCAAUAUGAAAUGAAGGACCUAGGGGAACUCAAGUGGUUCCUAGGCAUUCGAGUCCUGAGAGACAGAGCAGCUCGCAAGCUAUGGCUCUGCCAAGACUCAUACAUUGAAAAGAUUGUAAAUCAAUACGGGAUCACAAAGCGUGACCAGCUCAAAGGAAAUCUAUUCCCCACGAACGACCUGCAACGUCGAAAGGACCAGGCAAAACCAGACCUUGUUUGCGUCUGGCGCGGUGGGUUCGUCAUCAAUCCCUUGGGAUCUGACCCAGGCGUCAUAUUCUGCUUGAAGUGCUCGGUCAUUAUCUCGGUGGAUAACACAUAUUAA
Molecule: messenger RNA, 2667 nt
Organism: Pochonia chlamydosporia 170
Lineage: Eukaryota; Fungi; Ascomycota; Sordariomycetes; Hypocreales; Clavicipitaceae
Product: Integrase, catalytic core
Exons: 1
Coding region: 1-2667 (888 amino acids)
Biological process (GO): DNA integration
Molecular function (GO): nucleic acid binding
Source: RefSeq, a predicted model, not a curated record